AUGGAGAGAGUUCUAAGGCAGUUAGAAGCAAUUGGCGAAAACGUAGAGCAACCUACCAUCGAAACGAUAAUAGAAUCCAAAUUGCCAAACUGGAUAUUAAACCAGGUUUAUCAACAAAAAGAAGAAGAUGGCCAGUGCAAAACAAGAGGAACGGCUUCAGCCGAAAGAAACCAGCUAAAUCAAGAGAAUCCAAUUGGUCGACAAAAAAGAAAAGGAGACCCUGUAUCUUCUGCAAUAACAAUCACUGGGAUAGCAAGUGUCACAUAUAUUCUACAGUGGAGCAGCGAAUUGAUCGAUUGA
Messenger RNA from Brugia malayi, 300 nucleotides. RefSeq lists its product as uncharacterized. NCBI's taxonomy places the organism in Eukaryota, Metazoa, Nematoda, Chromadorea, Rhabditida, Onchocercidae. The coding region runs from base 1 to 300 and encodes 99 amino acids. The record is from RefSeq and is a predicted model, not a curated record. The transcript is spliced from 2 exons.